CGCAGGUUCUGCCUGAAUGUCUUCCGGGUGAGCUCUACCCAUGUCAACUCGCCGGUGAAUUGGAGAGCUCUGUAAACGUUAGUACAGAAAGUGUAAAGAACUAGUGGGGGUAUGGCUGCUGUUGACAGCUUUCAGCUGCUGUACAGAGAAAUUGCUCGUUCGUGCCAUUGUUAUGUGGAAGCGCUGGCCUUGGUGGGCGCCGUUUACACGACCAGUAGGGCCGUCGUCUUUGCCAGGGACUGCUACAGCUUGAUCAGGCUGCAUUUCCUUCCGCGACUGAUGCACAGCGGGGACCUUUUGCAUCGAUUCGGCGAGUGGGCUGUUAUCUUGGGUGCUUCGGAAGAUUUGGCGAAGGCGUAUGCGGAGGAGUUGGCGAGGAAGGGCGUCAGCAUUAUCCUAAUCAGCCCCGACGGUCAGGGCGUGGAGGGCACAGCCAAGGCUAUCGCCGAUUCUCACGGGGUGGCUGCCUUGUCUGUGCAAGCAGACUUCAGCGAGGGACACGCCGUGUGCCGGCCUAUCAGAGAUGUGCUUAAGGACAAAGAUAUAGGCUUCCUGAUAACCAGCAUGGACGUGUCCUUGGGCUCCCUAGAGGCCUUCGCCGGCCUGCCAGAGGACCACCUGUGGGACGCCGUCAGCAGAAACGUGGCAGCUGCCACACUACUGGUGCGCAUCGUGCUCCCUGGCAUGGCGGAGAGGGGCAGGGGGGCAGUAGUUAACAUCUCGUCCGGACUGUGUUGCAAACCUACUCCCAACAAGGCGGCUUUUACAGCAAUCACGGCCUACUUGGAUCACUUCAGCCGAGCACUGCAUUAUGAGUACCGACACAGAGGGGUCUUUGUACAGAGCCUGAUCCCAUUCCGGAUCAGGUCCCAGGAGGGGGGAGUCUCAGACAAAGGCGGGCACAGUGGUGGGUGGCUGGAACCUCAGCCUCAGGUGUAUGCCCGGCACGCCAUCUCCACUCUGGGCAUUUCCCACAGGACAACGGGAUACUGGCCACAUUCACUGCAGUUUUGGCUUGUUCAGUACAUGCCUGAAUGGAUUUGGGUUUGGGGAACACGCAUGUUCUCAAGAACACAGUAGGUCACCCAUUCCUAGCUUUCCAGCCCGGUCAUCUGACAGCACUACGAUGUCAAGCACUUCAAGUUCCAGCGAAAAACAGCAACACAGUCAUUGUGAACCUGAACUUUAAAGGCUUGCAUGUGAAAUGUUAGACACCUUGACAUUUGUUUGUGUCUUAAAAUCUAACAGUUCGAUGGUAACUCAUUGGCCGAGGCUUUUUAAGCUGAAUGUAAACGUUGAUAAGACUUGUUACCUUCAGGAUAGUGAUUAAUGUAAAAUUUGUACAUUUAGAAGUAGUUGGUUGCUGCGAUGUGUUUGGUGCACAGGGUCAAAGCAGGCUGUCUUGAUGAAGCUUUAAGACACUGUUUUCUGCAAAAUGUGAUUGAAGUGACAAAGUGUAUAUUUUCUUUAAGUGUCUCUACUAUUUCUUGUUGUUAUAGUAAUUUGGGUAGGUUGCGUUGUAAACAACUCGUCCUGAUUUUCAACCGCUUUACUAGGUGACAGUAUUCUAAUCGGUGGGCUUUACUGACUUGCUGUUGUUUAUUAGUGCAAUCCUUUAUAAAAUUAUUACAAUAUUUCUAGCCACCAGUGUUGGCUUUGGUUGCUAAGGUAUGUGCUUGUGGAGGUAAUUUGCAGUUUUUUUUCCUAUUGUGCUAUUUUUCUUCAUGACAUAUUUGUUUUUGUGGUUGUGCAACUGAACACAGCUUGGAUGUGCCCAAUGAAAACUGUAUGAAGAGUGUAAAUAAAAGUAUUUUGGUCUUCCA
Messenger RNA from Paramormyrops kingsleyae, 1823 nucleotides. It is a transcript of the gene hsdl1, whose product is annotated as hydroxysteroid dehydrogenase like 1. Lineage: Eukaryota; Metazoa; Chordata; Actinopteri; Osteoglossiformes; Mormyridae. The record is from RefSeq and is a predicted model, not a curated record. Gene Ontology annotation, cellular component: mitochondrion.